GGUCACAGCUGCUGCAGGGUGAACACUGUGUUACUUCAGAAGCAGGUUCAGGAUGAGGUGGUCCCUUCACUCGAUUUGGAGGGCCAAUUUGCUCUUUUGUCUGGGUGUACUUCAGUACUGUGGCGAAGCCAAAGUGCACACUGAAAUACAGGCUGGGCCUCUGUAUCGUGUGUUGGGCGCUCCCCUCUCCAUCUCCUGCAAUGUGAGCGGCUUUGCCAGUGAAACCACUCAAAAAGAAUUUGAAUUCCGUAUUAAGAAGCCUGCAAAUCCAACAUUCGAGAUCAACAUUAUCAGCACUCAUGACCAAAGCUUUGCGUAUGCAGUGUACGCACGGCGUGUGAUGAGCAAGGAAAUUACUCUGAAACAUGUGUCUCCAAACUCAGUCCUCUUUGAGAUACAAAGCCUACAGAAAGCCGAUGAAGGGGAAUAUGACUGCAAUGUAAUCAACUCAGAACAUGUUUAUCAUGGAAUCUACAGUGUUAAGACAACAGUUAAAGUGAUUGACAACUCCCUAAGUGUUUCGUCAGCUGUCUCCACGUCAAUGAGCUAUAAUGAGGGUGAUGCCCUCACUUUUACAUGCUUAGCCUCCAGCAACACAAUCCAGCACACCCAUCUGUCUUUUGCCUGGUAUCUCCAUAAAGACGGUCAGGCUGAGGCUCAGCCUAUAAUUUCUCUGGACAGAGAUUUCACAUUGAGCCCAGGCCCAGGGUUUAAAGAGCGUUACCAAGCUGGACUCAUAAAGUUAGAUAAAAUCGGAGAAGCCAUGUACAGGCUACAGAUGGCUCAGCUGGAGCUCUCAGACCAAGGUAGGAUCUACUGCCAGGCUCAGGAGUGGAUCCAAGAUCCUGACUGCUCCUGGUACUCUAUUGCACAGAAGGAUGCAGAGGAAACUACGCUAAAUGUCAAAGCCAGAGAGGUGGCGCCAGAAAUGUCGUCUUUGGUGGUGAGAAUCUCGACACAGCAGACAGCGCUGCGGGAAGGGCAGGAGCUGUCGCUAUCCUGCAAUGUAGAUACACAGAAUCUGAAGGAAAGGUUCUUCUCUGUAGCCUGGCUCCGGGGAGGUGUUGAGCUGGCCCGCAUCGGCCCUACAGGCGUUCUGUCUGUGGGGCCCGAGUACAGUGGCCGAGAGAAAGAAGGAGAGCUCAGAGCCGCCCGAAUCGGGGACAGAGAUUACCGUCUCAUAUUGCAACCUGUCAGAACUGAGGACCAGGGAGGAUAUAUCUGUAGGGCAUGGCCUCAGGACAGAGGCCAGGAUGGUGCUUUUAGACAGGGAGCAGCCCAGGAUUCUAGCCUCCAGCUGGUCAGCAUCUCAGCCACAGAAAGUGGGCUCUCAGUUGAAAUGCAACGCUCUGUGAGUGUUAAAGAAGGUGACAGGCUGAAGCUCACCUGUAAGGUGGAUGAGGUUAAAGGUCGGCUCUCCGUCACCUGGCAACACAAAUUGACAUCCACAUCAACGGCCCUGUUUACCAAUGUCAUCAGUCUAAGUCAGGAAGGUGUUAUGGCGAUAGCGGGGGAGUUCAUGAGUCGCAAAGUAAGGGCAACGCGUCCAGCAACUGACACCUUCACCCUAGAGCUUGAGGAGGUCACACCCUCUGAUUCAGGGGUCUACCAGUGUGCUGUGUCUGAAUGGAAAACCAAUAGUAAGACCAACAGCCAGUCGCAAACUGCCACUGUGACAGUGGAGCCUACAGAGUCAUUUUUGAAAGUGAAUCUGAUAAGUCGCAACAACCGGGUUAAUGUUGGAGAAAAUGUGGAGUUGUUAUGCCGGGUCAGAGGGCCACGUGUGCCAAUAACACUGACCUGGAGCCUGCAGCGCGAUGCCUCAACUGUAGAUAACAUCCUGACACUGUACCCUAACGGUGAUAUCAGCUGGUCUGGAGACCAGCACCGCUACCAGUUGAAAGUAGAGAACAGACUGAAUGAAGUCAUUCACUAUCUUCUUGUCAACGGUGCAAGCCACAGCGAGGCAGGAAGCUACCAGUGUAGGGCGUCUGUCUUCCUGGAGAAUGUACACAAGAAGCUGCCCCCAUCCAACCACCUGGCUGUGAUGGUGCAGAAACCAGCGAGCAAACUCAUUCUGACAUCCCCCACCACCUUGACGAGGGAUGUCAACACUGACAUAGAAAUAAAGUGCUCAGUUAUCUCAGAACCCUUUGCAUCGUCUCAGUAUGCCGUCACUUGGCUGCACCAGCAAUGGGCAGAAAAUAAGACCAUUGUAAGCUCAGACCGGGACGCCCUAGUAACAUUUGGGACCCAGGUAGAGCUGAGCAACAGACAACGAAUCAGCAUGAGGCGCACUAAGGGCCCUAGUUUUGAGUUGACUAUUCGGCAAGCUCAGAUCUCAGACAAUGGCUUAUAUAUAUGUGAGGUGGUGGAGUGGCUAAAAGAUCCACACGGUGAUUGGUAUCAGUUCUCGCCAGUGUCCAGAGCCACAACACUAACAGUUAUUGAGCCUGCGAACGAUCUUCGAUUAGAUAUGAAAGAGCAGCAGCAGUUGAUUGCCAGGGAGGGAGACGAGGUAGAGCUCAAGUGUAACAUCAUCUCAGGUGCAUCCAGUCCUUCUUUCUUCUACAAAGUCUCUUGGUUCUACACUGGACACAGUUCUUCCGUCAUGAAUGUCCCUUUAGUAGAGCUUGAUCACACGGGCCUGCUGAGGUACCCAAAGAACCAGGCGCUCAGAGGCCUGCAGGGGCGGCUUCGUCUCUCCAGACCCACUAAGAUGAGCUUCUACCUCGGAAUUCAGAGGGCCCAUGAGGGGGAUAGUGGAACCUACCAGUGCCAGGUGGAGCAAUAUCAGCUGGAUGGUGAAGGUCACUGGCAGCAAAAGGCCUCGGACAGUGGCAGUCCGAUUGGUCUGACUAUAAAUGUUGUGGAAAAAAACCUGUCCCUUGUAAUGGAUGAGGUGGAGCUGAAUGUGAGCAGAUACCAGGACUUCACUAUCCCCUGUUCCAUCACCAGACAAUCCAGCAGUGAAUCUGAGUUCCAGGUUACAUGGUUUUGGAAAAAGGAAAUAGAAGCUAAACAACGCCCCAUAUUCACAUCUUACCGAAACGCUACCCUACAAGACAGGUACUGGGGUCAUCAGCUAAUAUUUGGCCACCCCCGACCCAGCCAGUUCAGCCUGACAGUCUCGAAGCCAGGCCCUGAGAACAGUGGCCUGUAUUUCUGUGAGGUGGAAGAGUGGCUCCCAUCGCUUUCUCAUGGGUGGAGGAAGGUUGCAGAGGAAAAGUCAGGAUAUUUGAAUGUUAAUGUCUAUACAGAAGGAGAAGCUGUAUCUGAGCUGCAAUGCAAGUCAGGUACCUGGAUAGGGAUUCUUAUAGCUUUUGGCAUCUGUUCACUGUUGGUGAUAUUCAUACUAGUGCUGAAGAUAUGCCGGAGCAAGGGCUCAGGAGGAGAGAAGUCAGGACAAUCUCUGUCGGCAGAGGUACACCCUCUGAACACCAAAACCAGUGCAGAGGACUGAACCUCAUAGGUCAGAGGAGAGGAGCUGAAGAGAAAAAAUGCACUCAUAAUUUUUAUGUGCCAUGCAGUAUAUGCAAUAAUGUUUUAAAUUUUAAAAAGUUGCACUGCACAUAUUUUUUUAUUCAUUUGUUAUUCAGAGUUAAAUAAUUCUUGUUUAAAUAAAUCUGUUGAUAAUGUUCCAUAAAAAAAUAGCUUUAAUGUUUUACUCUCUGUGCAGCUGGGAAUACUUCUGCCCUUAUAAAUUAAUUAAUUUCAUUUAACCAUUAAAAUUAAACAGGCAUUUUUCAUUUUACAGCUAAAACGUAUUUGCAGAAUCACAAGCCUCUUACAUCUUACUUGCAAUGGACAGUUUAGCCAGGCAGCAGAUCAACUUUGUGGCUUCACAUACACAAAGCAACAUACACUGACUGACAGAUUCCUUUUUAUGUAGCAACAUAACAGGCUGCUUGACACUAUGUCUUCGAUGAGAAAGAGUCAAAGCUUAGCGUGUCUGCGGGGGCAGUUAGGCACGCAAUGUGGCGAGAUUUUAAAUAUUUCUCUGUAAGUCAGACAGUGGUGAAUCAACCAGGAAGUGCUCUGUGGUUCUGCAAGAGCACGGGAUGACUGCGGGCUGCAAAUCUGCUGAUGUGUGAGUGCGACCAGUAUUGGUGGGGACAGAGACACAUUUUUUAAAGUGGUGCACUGCACCUUCAUGCACUGGCAGUAGCGAUCUCCUAAUAGAGACGUAGUUUUUGCUGUCAUUAUGUACUUGUCUUGCUAAAGGUUGCACAUUUUUUAGAUGUUUUUUUAGUUGAGCACAUUUCAUUUCCAUGUGACUCUGGAUGCACAGUUUUACUUAUAAGACAUGGAGGCUGUGUGUGUGU
Xiphias gladius (swordfish) is the source of this 4325-nucleotide messenger RNA. RefSeq names its product immunoglobulin superfamily member 2-like. The coding region runs from base 53 to 3463 and encodes 1136 amino acids. The transcript is spliced from 10 exons. The record is from RefSeq and is a predicted model, not a curated record. Lineage: Eukaryota; Metazoa; Chordata; Actinopteri; Istiophoriformes; Xiphiidae.